Molecule: messenger RNA, 1340 nt
Organism: Drosophila persimilis
Lineage: Eukaryota; Metazoa; Arthropoda; Insecta; Diptera; Drosophilidae
Gene: Or67c
Product: odorant receptor 67c
Exons: 4
Coding region: 58-1278 (406 amino acids)
Biological process (GO): detection of chemical stimulus involved in sensory perception of smell; sensory perception of smell
Cellular component (GO): plasma membrane
Molecular function (GO): olfactory receptor activity; odorant binding
Source: RefSeq, a predicted model, not a curated record
CGCGUAACCACAAAUAGUUCCUGACCAGCGUUUAGCGUGGAAAACUUCACCGAAAAGAUGACCGGCCAAGAACAGGAGCCGGACACGGCCCGAACCUUUAAGGACAUGAUGAGGGUCCCAGUUCAGUUUUACCGGACCAUUGGCGAGGACAUCUACGCCCAUCGGUCGACCAGUCCGUGGAGAUCGCUGCUGCUCAAGGUCUACCUGUACGGGGGCUUCAUCAACUUCAAUCUGCUGUUGAUCGGGGAGCUGGUGUUCUUCUACAAGUCCAUACAGGACUUCGAGACCGUCCGCCUGGCCAUUGCCGUGGCUCCGUGCAUCGGCUUCUCCCUGGUGUCCGACUUCAAGCAGUUCGCGAUGGCCUACUACAAGGGCACCCUGGUCCGGCUGCUCGACGAGCUGGAGGAGAUGCACCCGAAGACCCUCGAGCGGCAGCGCGCCUACCGGAUGCCCGACUUUGAGCGCACCAUGAAGCGGGUGAUCAGCAUCUUCACGUUCCUGUGCCUGGCCUACACCACCACCUUCUCGUUCUACCCGGCCCUCAAGGCCUCCGUGAAGUUCAACCUGCUCGGCUACGAGACCUUCGACCGCAACUUCGGCUUCCUCAUCUGGUUCCCCUUCGACGCGACCAGCAGCAAUCUGGUCUACUGGAUCGUCUACUGGGACAUUGCCCACGGGGCGUACCUGGCCGGCAUCGCCUUCCUCUGCGCCGAUCUGCUGCUGAUCGUGGUCAUCACCCAGAUCUGCAUGCACUUCGACUACGUCUCCAGGCGGCUGGAGGAGCACCCCUGCGAGCCGGGCAGGGACAGGGAGAACAUCGAGUUCCUCGUCUGGAUCGUCCGCUACCACAACAAGUGCCUCACCCUCUGCGAGCACGUGAACAAUCUGUACAGCUUCUCGCUGCUGCUCAACUUCCUGAUGGCCUCCAUGCAGAUCUGCUUCAUUGCCUUUCAGGUCACCGAGUCCACCGUCGAGGUGAUCAUCAUCUACUGCAUAUUCCUGAUGACCUCGAUGGUGCAGGUGUUUCUGGUCUGCUACUACGGCGACACCUUGAUCGCAACGAGCCUGCGAGUGGGCGACGCUGCCUACAAUCAGAGGUGGUUUCAGUGCAGCAAAACCUACUGCCAAAUGCUCAAGAUGCUGAUCAUGCGCAGCCAGAGGCCGGCCUCGAUCAGGCCGCCCACAUUCCCCCCCAUCUCACUGGUCACCUACAUGAAGGUCAUCAGCAUGUCGUAUCAGUUCUUUGCCCUCUUGAGGACCACCUACAAUGCCAAUUGAAGGGCGGCGCCCUGCCGGCGCCCUGCCGGAGCCCUGGAGCCCCCACCUGCCCUUCGUCAAUC